CGCACGGUCGCAGUCUCUCGGCCGUCGCCGCCGGGGCGUCGUACGUGUUGCUGUCCUCCGAGGAACGCUGCCAGUGUCGUCAAGAGGCCUGGUCCGGACGGCAUGAGGCCCUCCAAGCCCGUCUGCGGAAGGCUUCUGCUGCUGUUAGCCGUUAUGGGUGGCAGAGUCGUCUCGCGCUCGUCCCGACCGCGUCGUUCGGUCGGCCAGUUCGGGGACAUGAUUCGCCAGCACGUGGGCCGCGAGGCGCUGCUCUACAACGUGUACGGAAACUAUUGCGGCGCCUCCAGCCGCUACGACCUGCUGCCCAUCGACGAGGUAGACAGAUGCUGCCUGGAGCAUGACCUCUGCUAUCGGGCCUCGAGGACAGCGGAAUGUUCCGACAGCUGGCUGGGGCCCUACUGGACCCGCUACACCUGGGCUCAUCAAGAUGGCGUCCUUAUGUGCGAGCGCGGCGCCGGCACACUGCUGGCAGCCGUGCCGUCAUCGAGGCUUUCGUUUGCCUGGCCGGAGAUGCGUCGUCCGAUGCGACACUCGGAGCGCGAAGAGCUUCCGGCUCUUAAUCCGGCGCGCCGCCGCUGUGUGGACGGCCAACCGAUGCGGCCGUGA
This is a messenger RNA of Pollicipes pollicipes, 606 nucleotides long. Its product is annotated as phospholipase A2. The record is from RefSeq and is a predicted model, not a curated record. Gene Ontology annotation, biological process: arachidonate secretion; phospholipid metabolic process; lipid catabolic process. Gene Ontology annotation, molecular function: phospholipid binding; calcium ion binding. The coding region runs from base 103 to 606 and encodes 167 amino acids. The transcript is spliced from 4 exons. Lineage: Eukaryota; Metazoa; Arthropoda; Thecostraca; Pollicipedomorpha; Pollicipedidae.